Molecule: messenger RNA, 3306 nt
Organism: Myotis myotis
Lineage: Eukaryota; Metazoa; Chordata; Mammalia; Chiroptera; Vespertilionidae
Gene: RIMS4
Product: regulating synaptic membrane exocytosis 4
Exons: 6
Coding region: 191-1000 (269 amino acids)
Biological process (GO): positive regulation of synaptic transmission; regulation of synaptic plasticity; calcium ion-regulated exocytosis of neurotransmitter
Cellular component (GO): presynaptic membrane; cytoskeleton of presynaptic active zone
Molecular function (GO): transmembrane transporter binding; small GTPase binding
Source: RefSeq, a predicted model, not a curated record
GGAGCACAGCGCGCCGCGGGCUCCGCACACCGCCGGCUCCCGGCCACCCGCCAGCCCCGCCGCGGAGUCCCGCCGGCCCCGGGCCGCCGCCACCACGCCGCGCGCCGUACUCCGCGUCAAGAAUGGGGCGGCCAAGCUGCCCAAGCCGCCCGCCGCCGCCGCGGCCGAGGCGCCCGGCGCCGGGGCCGGCAUGGAGCGCUCGCAGAGCCGCCUCAGCCUGUCCGCCUCCUUCGAGGCGCUCGCCAUCUACUUCCCGUGCAUGAACUCCUUCGACGAUGAGGACGCGGGGGACAGCCGGAGGCUGAAGGGGGCCAUUCAGAGGAGCACGGAGACGGGCCUGGCGGUGGAGAUGCCCAGCCGGACGCUGCGCCAGACCAGCCAUGAGUCCAUCGAGGACAGCAUGAACAGCUACGGAUCGGAGGGCAACCUUAACUACGGGGGAGUCUGCCUGGCAUCGGAUGCACAGUUCAGUGACUUCCUGGGCAGCAUGGGGCCAGCGCAGUUUGUGGGCCGCCAGACCCUGGCCACCACACCGAUGGGGGACGUGGAGAUUGGCUUGCAGGAGCGGAAUGGUCAGCUCGAAGUGGACAUCAUCCAGGCGCGGGGACUGACGGCCAAGCCAGGCUCCAAGACACUGCCAGCGGCCUAUAUCAAGGCCUACCUGCUAGAGAAUGGCGUCUGCAUUGCCAAGAAGAAGACUAAAGUUGCUCGCAAAUCAUUGGACCCACUGUAUAACCAGGUGCUGCUGUUUCCUGAGAGUCCCCAGGGCAAAGUCCUGCAGGUGAUCGUGUGGGGCAACUAUGGACGGAUGGAGCGGAAGCAGUUCAUGGGUGUGGCCCGCGUGCUGCUGGAGGAACUGGACUUGACCACCCUGGCCGUGGGCUGGUACAAGCUCUUCCCUACCUCCUCCAUGGUGGACCCAGCCACAGGCCCCCUGCUCCGGCAGGCAUCCCAGUUGUCCCUCGAGAGCACCGUGGGGCCCUGCAGUGAGCAAUCUUAGUGCCAGGAACGGGGAGGGGCUCCCUGAGAUGGCCUGGAGACCACCCAGCCCCGACCUGGGACCCCAGGCCCAGGGGCAUCUUGAACAGAGGAGGACGGGGUUCUCCCCCACAGUGGGGAAGCAGAAUAGGGAGACCUACCCCCCCUUGGACCCUCCUCACCCUUCUUUGCCUCCUAUCCCCUGAGACCUUUCCUUUCCCAGUGGGAUUGGCUGCACUUUUGACUUGGCCGGUUCUUGACCUGGUGGAUGUGGCUGCAAUCCGAAGAAGGGAAGACUGAGGUGGCAGAGCAAACCACUCUCCUGCCCCAGACACUAUCUGACUGCUCCCCUCUUUGCGUCCUCGGAAGCUCGCUCCCCGGAGCCAAGUCCAGAACCCAGCAGCCAUCUCCAUGGUGCCAACUACCAGCAAGUGUCUUUCCUGCGGCACCGGGUUCAGGCAGCUACACCUGCCCCAAAGCUGAUGGGGCAGCUUUGCAAGGAUCCGGAGCCAGCUCCGAGGGGCCCUGAGCCCCCCGCUUAAAGAGGAGCUCCGGCCUCCCUCCGCCUGCCCGUGGAAGAAGCUUUGCCGCAGCCUGUCCAAGUCCAUCUGUCUGUCCCCUCCUGCCCGCCUCUCUUCCAGUGGAAUUGGGGUCCAGCAGGGACCAAAGGAAAGGAGGAGGUGCCCAGGGCCUGGCACAGACCCCCCGGGGUGCCUUGCUCUGUGCUAUUGAAACAAGUUGCUGUGGAAACUGUGGGACUGGAAGGAACUUUGUCAUCUGGGUUUUGGGGGAGGAGCUGUGGGACCUUCAUUUCUCAGAACCCCACGCCCAGAGGGCUCACAGUCUCUGCAUUUUGGGGUGUUGGAUUGGAGAGGGAAUCUAAGGAAAGCUGGGGUUGGGAUUGGUGGUGCCAAGGUGAGGGUCUCCCAAAUAGGAGGAUCCCUUCUUGUUGGAUGAGGUCAAAAGUCAUCCUGCCUAUCCCUUUGCCUCCAGGCUAGGGGCCUGGAGAGGCCACAGAUCUCCCCUAUUUUAGUCUUUUUAAACCAUGUGUACUAAGGGCAGCACCCACUGCCCUGGCCUCAAUUACCUUGGCUCAAGGAGAGAAAGAGAGGAGGUAUGAGUCAAAGAACCGUGAGAUUCCUUCUCGAGCAGGGCCUGGGUAGCUGCCUUCCUGGCCCAGCCCUCCCCGGGGCCCACGGAAGCCCUUUUGCAUGCUGGGGAGGACUCGGGCUGGCCCCUCUUUAUAGAAGCACAUUUCUGCCACCUCCCCUGGGAGGCACCCAGCAGUCCACCACCCCUCAUUACCCAGUCCCUGCUGUGUAGGGCGUAGUCCAGGUUAGCUGGGUAGUUAGUGUUCUAAGCCCCGGGCCUGUCCUUAGCUCGCACGUAGUUUUCACAGAGUCCCAGGGUGGAGUGGAGAGGAGACACAAGAACAUUCCAGGAGACCACGGUCUCCUUGCUGGCCCGGGCCGUGGCUCAGGAGGCCAGCCCUCCUUCUCCCCCUGCCUUGCCCUCCCCCUGUAGGAUUGUAGCUGGAGCUGCCCACUAUACUCAGAUGUUCAGAUUUAUUAUCCUUGGUACUGAUUUUAUUUAUGAAGCAUUCCUGAGGAUGUGGGCCUUGGUGGAGGGGCCUGGAUGCUAUUAGAAGGGGUGUUUUUCCUCUGAGGACACCCGGCUGUGUCCAGUCCCACCUUAUCCCUGGUUCCACUAUAGGCUGCUGACCAGGUGAUUCUUUCACCUGGAAUUCCUUAGCCCCGCCUCCACCCCCACCUCUACUCACCCGCCGCCCCCCAGGCCUGUUUGAGCCCUGGGCAUCCUUUAAAGUCUGGUUGAGUUCAGUUGCCUCCAUGGAGCCUCUCACACUGCAUUAGGAAAGGGUGAUGAAAAGGCCCCUGAGGCCUUCAGAGCUCCCGGGGUUUGUGGGGGUGGAACCCCAAGACUUGGUCAGGAGGCAGCUGGGCUCUGGAUGGACUCGCAUCUGAGGCCCAGAAUCGCCCCUCACUGUUUGUUUGUUUUAACCAGUGUGGUUUCUCUGGUGUUCGUUUAUUACUCGGCAUUUGGAAUAUUUUGAGCCAGGAGAGCGCCUUCUCUCUCUGCACCUGUUACCGCUCUGGUUGUACAGGGGUCGUUUUCAAAGACGGGGCAGCGCCUCUGUCCCAGCCAGAGGGAGAGGAGGCUCGGUGCUCCCCAGCCUGAGCCCCCCCUCUGAUGUCUGCACAGCAUUCAUAAAGAGGGAGAGUGCUCCAAAGCAAUAACAACAUCCUGGGGGUGGUCCCCAAGGGCCCCCUCGCUGAUUUUCUUGUUUGUUCUGUGAAAUCUCAGCUCACC